AUGAGAUCCUCUCCCCAGAAUGACAGCUCUCCCACUGCACCAGUUGGAGAGUAUUCGUCCGACGAAACCCUCUUUCCAGAUCUUGGACAACGCGACAACAUUCCACCAGAGAAUGGUGCAAUCGUUUCAAGCAAUGAUACCUCCACUUGGCCCUUCAAAACACUCUUGAAUAUUGCAAAGAUGGCCAAGGGGAGAGUGAACAGGAGCAUGAUCAACUUCAUAAAGACACAUCUCCAAGGCACAAGGCUCAUAUUCGUGGUGGGCCAGACCGGGUCUGGUAAGACGAGCCUGCUAGAAGAGAUAACCAGUCAAGACCUGAAGGUUGGGCAUUCAGCCAAAUCUGGGACUCUUGGUUACCAGGUACUCCCAGCAAUUGUCCACGGCAAGCAGUAUCUCUUUGUCGAUACACCAGGGUUUGGGGCAGAGGACUUGAAGGACAAGGACGUUUAUGAGGAUAUAAUGAGCUGUGUGUGUACUCUGGGACAGUGGGUGACUAUUGCCGGAAUCAUGUUCGUUCACGACGUCAGAUCGCAAAGACUGACCUUCAGUGAAAUGAGAACGAUUCGCUGGCUGCAAUGCUUUUGCGGUCCUCAGUUUUUCCGAAAUGUCACUAUUGUUCAAACCCAGUGGGACAGGAUUACUGAAGAUGACAUGGAUCAAGUUCGCGAUAUUGCUAAUGAGCUGGAAUUCUCGGCGUUUGACGACGUUCUCUUCCCGAAACACGUCAAAGGUGGCUGUGUCUACAACCACGGAGUGCGCCUGGAAAACAAAAGCGAAUGGGUUACUUUAUCAAGAAAGAAAAAAAGGCAAGAGCGAUCCCGAAUGGCCGCAGAUUUUAUACUUAACCAGUAUGGCCGCUGCGGUAAGGUUGCGAGACUCCAGGUUCUUGAAGAGCUGGCUCAAGGCUGGGGACUCUAUGAAACUGAGGCGGCAAAAUCUCUCUUUGAUUCGGUCGAACAUCCAUUGAUAUGCAAUUUACGAUACAAAACUACAUAUUUGGACCUCGACGAAAAAAUCUCGCCAAAAGUGAAAGAGGAAGAGGCUGCUGCUGCAGACACUUCGCCGGAGCAGCAAGCAGCUGAGAGUUCGACAUGGAAAUGGUGGGAAAUUGCAAAACAGGUGGCGUGGACUUUCUGGGGCUUUCAGAGAACUGGACACACCAAGUAUACUGAAUAUAUGGAGUCGGUGGCUACGGAUGUGUGGGAAAGAUUGAAAGGUUGGUGGUCCGGAGAGACGCCGCCACAGUAG
Aspergillus fischeri NRRL 181 is the source of this 1248-nucleotide messenger RNA. RefSeq lists its product as uncharacterized. The transcript has 3 exons. Gene Ontology annotation, molecular function: GTP binding. NCBI's taxonomy places the organism in Eukaryota, Fungi, Ascomycota, Eurotiomycetes, Eurotiales, Aspergillaceae. Bases 1 to 1248 code for a protein of 415 amino acids. The record is from RefSeq and is a predicted model, not a curated record.